Trematomus bernacchii (emerald rockcod) is the source of this 4192-nucleotide messenger RNA. RefSeq names its product transcriptional adaptor 2B (gene tada2b). NCBI's taxonomy places the organism in Eukaryota, Metazoa, Chordata, Actinopteri, Perciformes, Nototheniidae. The record is from RefSeq and is a predicted model, not a curated record. The transcript is spliced from 2 exons. The coding region runs from base 52 to 1497 and encodes 481 amino acids. Gene Ontology annotation, cellular component: SAGA-type complex; nucleus. Gene Ontology annotation, biological process: regulation of transcription by RNA polymerase II; chromatin remodeling. Gene Ontology annotation, molecular function: zinc ion binding; transcription coactivator activity; chromatin binding.
GCGCAUGCGCGCUCUUCUGCCUCCAACAACAAGAAGCAGGAGCCAGGCAACAUGGCCGACCUGGGGAAAAAGUACUGCGUUAACUGCCUUGCAGAUGUUACAAACCUGCGGCUUCGCUGCACCGACUGUCCCGAUAUCGAGCUGUGCCCGGAGUGCUUCUCGGCGGGCGCAGAAAUCGGUAAUCAUCGGAGAUGGCACGGCUACCAGCAGGUCGACGGCGGUCGGUUCUCUCUCUGGGGUCCCGAGGCAGAGGGAGGAUGGACCAGCAGGGAAGAGCAGUCGCUCCUCGAUGCUAUCGAGCAGUAUGGGUUUGGAAACUGGGAGGACAUGGCAGCUCACGUCGGAGCAUCCCGAACUCCUCAGGAAGUCAUGGAACACUAUGUCACCAUGUACAUCCACGGAAACCUAGGUAAGGCCUGCAUCCCUGAGAGCAUUCCCAACCGGGUGACGGACCACACCUGUCCCAGCGGGGGGCCGCUGUCGCCUAGCCUUACCACUCCUCUCCCACCGCUGGAUAUCAACCUUGCAGACCAGCAGCAGCUGGGCUACAUGCCACUACGUGACGACUAUGAGAUUGAAUAUGACCAGGACGCAGAGAAGCUCAUUAGCGGGCUGUCUGUGAACUACGACGACGAGGAUGUGGAAAUUGAAAUGAAACGUGCACAUGUGGAUAUGUAUGUGCGCAAGCUUAGAGAACGCCAACGUCGUAAGAACAUCGCAAGAGACUACAACCUGGUGCCUGCGUUCCUGGGCAGAGACAAGAAGGACAAGGAGAAGGAGAAACCAGGAGCGCUGGGAGUCAUAGGUACUGCUGUUGGGGUAGGGGGGGUAGCAGUUGGCAGUGGCACAAUUGGAUCAGGUUCCACAACGGCAGUAGGAUCAGGCCCUGUUUCCAGUACGCCCAAAAGAAAGAUCCCAAAGGAAGAGAAGGAGCAGCGGGUCAGACUGCGGGGGCUCUGUCAGUUCAUGGCUAAUCGGGAAUUUGAAGACUUCUUUGAGAACAUGCAUAAAGAGCGUGUGCUAAGAGCAAAGGUGCGUGAGCUGCAGCGCUACCGGCGCAAUGGCAUCGCCCGCCUGGAAGAGUCUGCUGAAUAUGAAGCAGCGCGCCACAAACGGGAGAAACGCAAGGAAAACAAAAGCGUGGUCACCUCCAAACGGGGAAGCGGAGGAGGGGGCGGGCUUGGCUCUGGGAUUGGACUUGGGGGAGGAGCUGGAGGGGGAGGCGGCAUAGCUGGAGGGUUGGGGGUUGGUUGUGGGAUUAAGGAAGAGGGCAAAGAUGGUGAAUUUGCCGCCAUCGAGAAUCUGACAGGCUUCGAGCUGCUGUCAGACAGGGAGAAGGUGCUUUGUAACUCUCUGAACCUCAAUCCAGCACGUUACCUGACUGUCAAAACCAUCAUCAUCAAAGAUCACCUGCAGAAAAGGCAAGGUAUCCCGGCCAAGAGCCGGCUGCCCAGCUACUUGGACAAGGUUCUCAAGAAGCGUAUUCUCACCUUUUAACGGAAAGUGGCUGGAUAUCCCGAGAUGCCUCUUAGUGAUCCAUCUUUGGUCAGGAAAUAAUACGUUUAUGAUUCGCUAAAAGCUCUGUAGGCAACUACUGGCAUUUUUCAGAGGUGACAUUGUGGAUAUGUACAUUACAAAGAAAGAAGAUGCCCCACUGGAGAAAAACAAAUAUAUAUUUUCAUACGAGAAGAAAAUAAGCCUCUAUUUUUAGAUUUGGCAAGGGACAGGGCUGAAAAACAACACUUUGGGUUUAAAGUAUUUUGUGUCCAUAUUUUUACUACAUGAAUGAAAACUACAAUGCUAACAAGUAUAACAUAGCUCCAGAGAUGUUUAAAUGCUGUUGCAAGAGGAUGAUUGUUAGAUUUAAAAUCCAAAAAUCGACAUGGAAAAGGCAAUAGGAACAUAACAUUUCAUGGAAAAGUUUGAGUCAUAAUUGUUGGGUGAAUAAUCACUAUUUUUGGUGGUAGAUGUUUUUCAGGAUUUGCCUCAAAAUAAAUUAAGUUAACUUUGUUAGUAGGUAAGGCAGGACUUCCUAACUAGAGCUACCGUUUACAUGUUGUAAAAUGUUAUGGCCUUCAUUUUCUAGAUUUUUUUCAUGCAACUUGAGCAAACAAUCAAUCUUCUGAAUGUUCUUCUUCUCACUGACUAAUUGGGAAAGGAAAAGAAGCAGCAGGGUUGAACAGUCAUCAUGUUUCUUUUUGGCUGAGCACUUGCUUCUGCCUGAAGGCAAUCACAAUGUAGGUUGACAUAGAGCUAGAUGGAUAGAUCUGAUGAUAUAUCAGUAUUGGCCCAUUCGUCAGCCAAUGAGCAACAAGAAAUAAAUGCCAAAGAUGAUUUAAAAGAUGAUUUAGAGUACAUUACACAAUCUGUCAACCAGAGAGAACAGGCUUCAAAAUGCUGUCAGGCUUUAAUUUGUAUUAAUUGAUGUCAUAGUUUUUCACCUGAAAUUACUAUGGAGGAAGACUUUUUUUUUUUGCCAAACAAAAACUGAACUUUUACAAAAAAAUGAGUGCAGCUUAGCACAGCUUUAAAUCUUCUACUGUCAACAUAAUAUAAUACAGGCAGCUUAAUGUGAAAGGGCAUUUUACAAUGAUACUAAAAUGCCUAAUUAGAAUGUAGUUGCAAGUGUUAAGGCAAGGCAAUCUAAUAGUACACAUCUUUAUAUUUUUCAACUAGCAGGAACUGCAGUAUGCCUCAAUUUAAUUUCAAAAGGUCCUUACAUCAAACCUAAGCCCUGUGGACGACAGCAUCACAUUCCCAGGUGGUAACUGUCUUUUUUAGGGGAAAUGCUAGUCAUGAGUAGCAUUAGUUCUUAGCUGUAUACAUUGCCGCAAAAGUAGCUUUGCUUUUUUUGUGGUAAAGUAAAGUAAAUGCUCCCUCUUCACUGUAGAACUUGAGUCGAGGGUGUUAAUAUUCUGUUAUGGUCAACAGUCAUGCUUUUUCAUAUUUCAUCAAUGUUGUGCUCCACACCAUGUACCAUUUUAAUCAACGUAAGGUUGUAUUUCAGAGAUAAAUCUGGUGAUAUUUUAUAUUUCUCUUAUUAUAUACACAUCCCAUGAAAACACCAAAACCACCUAUUGUUUGUAUCAAAAGCCUGAUAUAUCUAAAUCCUGUUAGAGUUCAAUAUGAAGCACAUCUAUGAACCACACUGUUGAACUGGGUGGUGUGUUACUUCAUUAUCGUGAACACACACACUGUCAUUUUGACUCAAUCCCACAUACAUUAACACUCGCUAGACCACUAAAUGGCUGAUAAUAGGCCCGACAAGUGCAUUUCCUCCCAUUUGAGUCAUUUCCUAAAAACUAUGCCACCAAACCUUUUUUUAAGGAGUAAACAUUUAUAUAUAAUAAUGAACAAUUACUCUGCAAGAGACAAUAGGACAAUGGAAAGUAUUAAGAGGCAGACUAAGUUUUGUGUUUUCAUUGAAUUUGAUUAAAUAACUAGAAUACUUUAUAUUUUAAGCCUUACUUUGUAUUGUUAAGUAACACAUCAUCAGGUGCUUAUGCUUGUUUUUUGUUGCAUAACUCUGGGUCUUAGUAGUUCACAAUUUUGAGAAAUGCUUAUAAUACGAAAAUCCAUAUUUCCAACAUAAUUUGUAUAUAACAUAUAAUUAAUCUAAUUUACAUUCAUAUGUUUCUGUUCCCAUUGCGUUGCAUAUUAACCCAUGGCUAACAUUUCGGACUGGAGUUUGAUAUAUUAGUCAACUGUUUAGGUUUAUUGAAGAUGCUGAUUGUACAACAGGCAAGACUUGUUGUGUUGAAGCUGAGGGGAAUGUGUGAGUAUAAUGGCAUUGUUAAAAAACGAAUAAGAAAAGUUCAGGUCAGAUGUCAGCUCCAAGUGCCAAAAUGUCAUCUGAACCACAGUUAAAAAAACAAGGCUACAUUUCAGCCUAUACACCAAACUCCAAUCCUGUAGAAUUGAUGCUUCUCAUUUGUAUGAAUAUUAGUUAUUUUCAGAUUUUGACAGUAAAUCUUUCUGCAUGUGCACCCAAAUGUUCAAAAAGGUCCUAAAAUAGUGGCAAUUAUAUUUUUCCAAUGGGUUAAUAGUUUUUGUAAGGGGGAUUUUGCAUUCUUUUUACAUUUGUAAUAUAAAUUGGGAAAAAAAUAUAAUUACCCACAUGUGAAAUGUACAGUAUUUUGUGUCAUGGUAAUGUUCAUAGAUUUGUAAUAAAGUAAAAAUAUUUUUGAUUAGA